GUUCGAUUUGAUUUGAUUCUGGGUUCAAAUUUCUCGUAUUGUAUAUCGUGACAACCGAUUCCACAUCGUGGGUGUGCGACAGAGUGAGAAAGCGAAAGAGAAAGUGUGUGAGAGAGAGGGAGAAGCGGGGAUCGGUGUGUAGAGAAGAUUAAGGAGAUGGCAAGGAGACCAGACGAGGAGUACGAUUACUUGUUCAAAGUAGUGUUGAUAGGCGAUUCAGGUGUUGGAAAAUCCAAUCUUCUCUCUCGAUUCACCAGAAAUGAGUUCUGUUUGGAGUCUAAAUCCACAAUCGGCGUCGAAUUCGCAACUCGUACCCUACAAGUUGAAGGAAGAACGAUAAAGGCUCAGAUUUGGGACACAGCAGGGCAAGAACGAUACAGAGCAAUAACAAGUGCGUACUACAGAGGUGCCCUAGGAGCACUUCUAGUGUAUGAUGUAACAAAACCAACAACUUUUGAAAACGUAAGCAGGUGGUUGAAGGAGCUGAGGGAUCAUGCAGAUGCGAAUAUUGUGAUCAUGCUUAUAGGAAACAAGACUGAUCUGAAACAUCUUAGGGCUGUUGCAGUAGAAGAUGCUCAAAGUUUUGCAGAGAGAGAAGGGCUUUCGUUCAUUGAGACCUCUGCUUUAGAAGCUGUAAAUGUUGAGAAGUCAUUUCAAACGAUUCUUGGUGAGAUUUAUAGGAUUAUUAGCAAGAAAUCUAUAUCUGGUGGAGAGUCUGGACCUUCUAGCAUUAAACAGGGUGAGACGCUUGUUGUUGGAGCACAGGAUGGUAAUACCAAGAAGGCUUGUUGUUCAUCCUCAUGACUGUUUUAUUGGGUUGGAAACUUGUUUGGAUUUUAUCUUGUUGAAUUGUGAGUUUAUUUUUUUCUUUUGUUUUUUGUGUGGUUAAGCACGAGGUACAUUACGGAUUGUAGUUGAUUUUGAUUUUCUUACAAAUGAAUUCAUGUGCUCUAUCUUCAUUGCAUUUUAGGUGUUUCUUUUUUUACUUGGACUGACAAAAUGUAAUUCGAUAAGCUAUAUAUAAGUGUUCCC
Lactuca saligna is the source of this 1032-nucleotide messenger RNA. The record is from the annotation of a GenBank genome assembly. NCBI's taxonomy places the organism in Eukaryota, Viridiplantae, Streptophyta, Magnoliopsida, Asterales, Asteraceae.